UCGUGCAGAUGGUGUGAGGUGUAGUUCCUGUGUACCCCGUUACACGCGCGUUUGGUGCCACUGUUCGUAGUUAAACAGGGCUCAUAAUUUUAUAAAUAUAAUCAGGUUUGGCAUAGCAGUUUGACGUGCUUGAAGUUGAAUGUGUAAAUUGAAAGUGUUAUGUUUAAGAAGCCCCGUUCUGCAGUGUCGUGACGUGACGUGAUUGAGAUCUGAGAUGUGAUGUAUUGAAUUUGUGGGACGAUUUGUCAAGUUAUUUAUUCACUGUGAGGUCAAUGUCGCAAAUAGAACUGCCUGAAGUGUCGAUUUCAUGAAGCUCACCAACUCAGCACCAUCAUCAUCAUCAUCAUCAGAGGCAGGAGCAGAAGAAGACGAUGAUGAUGGCUGCCGGCACAUCACCACGGCAUCAUCCGGCUACGCAGUUCGACACUGGCAACCCCUUACCUUGGGGCCAGAUGGGCGGUCCGUCACCGACCUGGGGCUGGCAUCACCACGACCACACACGUUGACGUCUUCAGCGAUUGCUUUCACAGCAUGCAACGCCUUAGAACCACUUUCAAACGGUCCCGUACUCCAACAGGAGCUGAGAUGAAGACUCAGAGCAGUUUAGAAGUCCCCAAACAAGUCCGUUCUGCUUCGUUUGAUGAGAUCCAACUGGAAGCUAAACGCAGCCAACAGAAGGCGGCGGAGGAGAGGGACUGCGGGCCAGGGGGAGGAGCCAUCGGGUUCCUUAAGGUUCCUCAGUUCGUGAAUCAACGGUCUAAAAGUUUUGAUUCUGGUGGUAGUGAAGAUUCAGCGGCGAUGUACCUUGAGGUGCCCAGGAGAUUUCAGCGCCGACGUUCCUCUAGCGACAAAUUGCCUGCAGUAUGCUUCCACUGCGCAUGCGUAGAAGAGUACUCGAGACUACAGGCCGUGGCCCACGCUGAGGAAUUGGAAGUAGAUCAAAGCCAGAUGAGGUCAUCAAGUUACAGUGAUACUUCGUCAAGUGACUUUGAUGCUGAUGACGAUAUGGGCUCAAAGGACGGUAGUUUCGACGUCAACGCGCCGAGCACACAGUGCAGCAUAAGAGUGACUCUAUCCCCAAAUUCUCCAAGUUCCCCAUCGCUGGAAGGUUCCACCGGCGAGGAACCAGUUACAGGGACGCCAACUUGCAGACGACGUUCCAUAACAUCGCCAAAAUUAGCAAGACAAGAAGCGGUUUUUGUUGUUGAACCCGGGACUAAUUCGUUAGAAAAUAUAUCUGAUGUAACUUCAGAAGGUAGUGACGCGGUCAGUGGCGGAAGUAUUGGCAGUGGCGUUGAUUGUGGUGUAGGGUUAAUAGUGAGCGAAAUAUAUCUCAAAGUUCCUGAGCUGAAGAGAGAUCGUGCCGCAUCUGUAGACUCUUGCUUUGCCAAAGUGUCUUCCAACAAUAAGACCGAGGAACUGGACCAAGUUUUGACGCUACAAGUCCCGCAGGUUGCACUUCGCUCCCGAUCAGUAGAUAUUGUCUUGCCCACUGAUGAGCAAGCCCGAUAUAAAGCCCUUGCAAUGGCCAACACAUCCCCGUAUGAGCCACCUUCCAAGGGGAAAGCGGUGAGUGCCGAUAUCUCGGAGCAACGAAUCCUCCGUUCGACUCCCGACUGGAGCGAGACAGCUAGCAACAGCGAGCAUCUGUGGGUGCCUACUUCCGCAUCCGGAGAUUUCUGCUAUGUUGGCGAGAGCGACUGCACGAAGCAUGGGCCCAGGAUGAAGUGCUCAGCCUGCAAGAUCAUUGCACAUACCAGCUGCAUUAAUGUCCUGAUGGAAAGGACAAAAUUUUAUUGUAAGGCAACAUUCAGGGAUGUGGGAGUGCGGCAGUAUCGAGAGCAGACAUGUAUACAUCACCACUGGGUACAUCGACGCUCGCAAAAGGGCAAAUGCAAACAGUGUGGCAAGUCAUUCCAGUCAAAACUUUCCUUCAGUUGCAAGGAGAUUGUUGCGCUGAGUUGCUCCUGGUGUAAGACAGCGUACCAUAACAAGGAGUCAUGCUUCAACCUGCAGAAGAUAGGAGAGGAAUGCAAUCUCGGUCUACACAGUGGAAUCAUAGUGCCUCCCUCAUGGAUUGUGAAACUCCCAAGUAGAGGCAGUUUCAAGUCCAGCUUACGGAAAUCACCAAAAAAGAAAACAUCAAGUAAAAAAAGGAGCAAAGAAAAAAAUGAGAAGGAUCAAAAGACUUUUGUGAUAAAGCCAAUCCCGUCAGCAAGUGUGAAACCUGUGCUUGUGUUCAUCAACCCCAAGUCCGGGGGAAAUCAGGGAGCAAAAUUGUUACAGAAAUUUCAGUGGCUUCUCAACCCGAGACAAGUGUUUGAUCUUACGCAAGGAGGACCAAGAAUGGGUCUGGAGUUGUUCCGUAAGGUGCCCAACCUGAGGGUGCUGGCCUGUGGAGGUGAUGGCACAGUGGGUUGGGUGCUGUCAGUUUUGGAUCAGAUUGGUAUCACUCCUGCACCUGCAGUUGGAGUGCUUCCCCUGGGGACAGGGAAUGACCUGGCACGAUCGCUAGGCUGGGGUGGUGGUUAUACAGAUGAGCCAAUUUCCAAAAUCCUAUCAAAUAUUGGGGAGAGUGAUAUUGUACAGCUGGACCGCUGGGAACUCAAGGUGGAAAAGAACCCAGACGCUGGAGCUAACGAAGAAGGGAAAGAAAACUUGCCGCUCAGUGUUGUCAAUAAUUAUUUCUCACUUGGUGUCGACGCCCACAUAGCACUGGAAUUCCAUGAAGCGAGAGAGGCCCAUCCUGAGCGAUUCAAUUCUCGACUGAGGAACAAGAUGUUCUAUGGGCAAGCAGGAGGCAAAGAUCUGCUCAGACGAAAGUGGAAAGGUCUUGCAGAGUUUGUCACGUUGGAGUGUGACGGCAAGGACAUGACACCAAAACUGAAGGACCAUAAGGUCCAUGCUAUAGUGUUCCUUAACAUUCCAAGUUAUGGGGGUGGAACCCACCCCUGGAAUCGGACUGCGGGUGGCAUUGAGCCCGCAACUGAUGAUGGGCUCAUUGAGGUUGUCGGACUCACCACCUAUCAGCUUCCGCUGUUGCAAGCUGGCGGCCAUGGUACCUGCAUCACCCAGUGCAGAUCUGCACGUAUUAUCACCACAAAGACCAUUCCCAUGCAGGUGGAUGGCGAGGCCUGCAAACUUACGCCUUCCAUCAUCUCCAUGACCCUUCUCAAUAAGGCCUCCAUGUUAGCCAAGAGAAAGGGAGGAAAGACCAAUAUACAGCAAACUGCUUUGGAAACACUGAAAGUGAAUGUGGAUCGAAUCAAUAUGUCUGAUUAUGAACAGCAUCACUAUGACAAGGAAUUACUCAAACAAGCAGCUAUGCCUCUGUUGGUGAUAGAAGUAAACCCCGUGUCAGACUUGGAGCAAGUGAGGAAGCUUAUCAACAAGCAACUGGAAGAGAACAGCAGUAGUACUGCAGAAAACGAAUUGCAGACUAGCCUCUCGCCAGACUGGUGCUUUGUAGACUCAUGUACGGCAGAACGGUUCUUCAGGGUUGAUCGAGCUCAGGAGCACCUUCACUACGUGAUGGACAUCGCAAGCGAUCGCCUGUUCAUUCUGGAUACGGAGCCCUCCACAUUGCCUCAAACUCCAGAAGAUGAGACUGCUUUUCCAUCUCCAGCAGCCAGCAACAAGCAGUCUAAUAGUCUGCUUGGAGAAGAAACCACCCCUGAGCUCAGUGAUGAAACAUCACGCGAAGAUGAUGGCAAAUGGAACAGCGAUGGGAAGGUUAGUGAAAAAUCAAAUACAACACCCGAUAUUCGGCUCGCUGAUAAUGAUGCUCAGAUAUGGAGAGACCAAGCAUUGAGGGAGUCUCAGGCAGCCGUGACAAGCACACCACUGCAGACCACUGAAGAUCAGGUUAUCAGAAACGAAGAAGAAGAUGACAACGAUGAAAAGUUUAAUCUUGAUUGCCCUUCCACUGGGGGGAAUAUAAAUUACCUUAGCCAUCUAUUGGAAAAGACAACAGAUGGAAUUCUCAAGGCUGCUAAAUUAGGUGAUUUGAAGAUGCUGAAGGAGCUCCAUUCUCAGGGUUUCUCACUGCUGUCCAUUGAUGCAACGGGUCAGACAGCACUCCAUUAUGGUUCGCGUUACGGCCACAAGGAUAUCGUCAAAUAUCUGAUCGCCUCUGCACCUGCUUCCAUUCUUAACAUGGCAGACAAUGACAGGGGGCAGACUGCCCUGCAUAAGGCAGCAGCGAACAAGAGGAGAAGCAUCUGCUGUAUGUUGGUGGCGGGAGGUGCUUCUCUCACCCUUCCUGAUCAUCAGGGGAACACACCUCGCCUUCUUGCGCUCCAAGCUGAGGAUCAUGAGUUAGCAGCCUACCUCGAGAGUCAAGAACACUUCCAGUUGGUGUCUGAAGACUUGGAGACUGUUGUCUGAAAUUUACAAAAACAGUACUGGACCAAUGUACCUUCAUUUUUUCUACUUUUAAUGGAAAGGACUCUGACAGAAAGUAAAGGACCAAUCAUGUAUUAUUAGAGAAACUGAAUGAGCAGAUUGAUCAAGAUGUUGAUGUAUUCAGCAUUAGAUUCUGCCUCUUAAAUACAUCAGUUGUAAGUCCAAUAAUGGUUUCUUGCACAUAAGUGUGAGGCUCAUGGUAAAUGCUUUAAUAGUUCAGAGUGCCUGUCUAUGCAGCCAUAUUGAGUGUUGAAAUGUGGAUAUGGCUGUGCUUCAUUAUACCGAAUUAUUGCUGCAUUAUUGAGAUGACUGUGUCACUCAUACAUAAUAAGGAACAAUGGAUUUAAAACCCACAGUAAGGAUAAGAAUCCUGCAUUCAUUUCUGAGCUUUGGAGAAUCUGUUCCCCGCCCUUGUCCAAUACAAAAAUAACAGUAUUUCUAGUGUAAGCUGAAAUGCCAGAUUAUGCUCAUAUUGAAUGUUUACUAUGCAUUGCAACAUUGUGAUGCUCACCAUGUCUUUUGAUACUUUAAUCCUUGAUAGUUAAGCAACACCACACAACUACCUGCAGGAAAUGAGAAGACUGCUUGGGGGUAAGUGCACUUGCACUUAAAAGACCUACAGUACAUUCUUAAUGACCUUCAAGAAGCAGCAGGCAUAGAUCAUGUGGAAGCCUGUUCUCUCCUGUUACACUGUUCUCUCCUGUUACACUUAUGCCAUCUCUUGACAUAAAUGCUGUAUUAAUUGACUUCCAGUGAACUGAUCUGAUCAACUCAUGGUGUGCAAAAGGUUAAAGAGAAUGUUUCUUUCCCCACUGUGAACAACUUUGCUGUAAAUGUUUAUACAUUCUUUUUUGUAUCAGUCAUUCAUUCACAAGCUUGACAGAAGUACAAACUGCAAGGUGAUGGCCAGUAGAAGAAGUUCAGGAGAGUGACUUAGCAGAGGGGGAAGAGAUUCUUCCAGAAGUCAGAAGUGGAGCCUCCACUUGUUUUACAAGAUUUUAGAUCCAUUGCCUAUGCUGUAGAAUUGAAACUCUGUAGCUGUGGUGUUGCAUCUGGGAUGUCUCCAAGAAAGUUUGUAACUGUGGCCAGUAUAAGUCAUGUCUAUAUUUUUGCCUGACACAUAACAUCAGGUAAAAAAUAUUUUAAUGCAGAAGUGACCAAUAAUCAUGUCCCUUAACACAAAGAGAAACAUGGGAACAAAACAUAGAAAAUAUCACCUAAAAAGGAAAACCACUUAUUUCAGCAAGUUUGUAAACGGUUUAAAUUCAUACUUAUAGUGUUGAAAGAAAUCUCAUUUUAAUUGUGCUGUUGUAGAAAAUUUGGUUCAGUGGGUAGAUUUGAAUAUGUAGGAUUUAAAGUUUUCUUGCCACCGGCAUGCAAUGAAGUCUUCUUGAACGAUAAGUUCUGUGACAGUGGGGUUGUUAUUCUGUGUUUCAAAGACUCACUUUGUCUCCAUAAUCAGACAUGAUUUGGUGAGUGACAACUGUUCGUUAUACUGUCGGUCUCGGAGCAUGAUACAAUUUCCAAAGCAUAGUACGCCAACUCAAUUUUCACGUGGCUGAUUUUUUGAAAGAAUUUCAUUUACAGCUUUGUUACUGUCUGAUUCACUUUGAUGCAGUCAUCGUUAUGAAAAUCAAUUAGUUACAAUUGUAAGAGAUUUGAGGUUCUGAUGACAGUGAUUGUGAGGAUUGUUGUUCUCUGGGAUGUGGUACUGUGUGGUCUGGUAGAUAUUUACUACACUACAUAUUGUCACAUGAUAGAUGACAGAAGUAAUAAAAGGAUUAUAACUAACAUAAAAGGAUGACAGCAUUGAGACAUAGAGAGGUAUUUGAUAACAGGCUGAUGACAGACAGCACACUGUUAUGAUAGUGAGGCAGAAGUCUGCUGACAUUUCUGAGGAACAUAACUACCACCAUCUUUUGGGUGAAAGCAUAAACCAAGCAGCAAACAGAUUAAAGACUUGCUGUUCUUACUCUUUGAAGAUGGAAACAGCAUAUUCCUCUGAAAUGUUGGUAAACAUGGCAUCACAUCCUAUAGGAUAGUACACUUCAUGGUCACCUUCAUGCAAACCUCAAAUCAGACAAGAUUAUACCCAUCCCUCAGUUGAAAAUAUCACUGUAAGCACGCCCCUUCAUCCUUCCCAAUCCCAUUCCCUUAUUAUUGGAAUAAUUUUCUUAAUUGUUUAAUGUUAUUAAUUUACUGUUUUGGCAGGGAAGUGCGGUGGAUUUGAAAUCUGUUUUAUCAGUCCCUCCAUUAUCAUCCCUUCACUCAUGAAGAUGUGUGCCCCGACUAAAUUGCUGCAGUUAGUGUCAUGGAAAAGACAAAGUUUAAAUUACCAAAUGAAGAAGAGACCAUCAUAUUAUAUUAAUGUAUUUAUAUUAAUAAGUAGGUUCUCUAAUGAAACUCUAUACAUGGUGACAAAACAUUGUUUUCAGCAUCAAAAUAAAAUUAUUUUGCUUACAUUCAUAGCUGAAGACACGAAACAAAAUAAAUAUAUAAAUAAUAAUUUUAUGGAUACAAAUAUUUAAUUCAUCAUGAAAUAUAAUUAUACUUUAGAAGUAAAGUAGUUAGUUCUGAAAAUUGAGGUAAGAACCCCUGAACGUUGUAUUGUUCAGUAUUAGUUUCACUAAGUGACAGAGCAUGUUCGGGGAACUCAAAUAGAUAUGUGUAUUGUAAGAUAAUUGCACUUGAAACUGGGAAUUCCCCGUCCCGUUUAGUCCACACAGCACAGUUACUUCAGAAACGUACAUCUUUACAUUAGCAAUAAGGCAAGCUCUAUUUGCUUCAUUUAUAUAUUGUCUUGUCUCAGGCAUCUAAAGUUAAUUUUUGCAGGGAAAGAUUCCAGAGAUUGAGCAAUUAUUCAACCAAGCAGGCUGGCUCAAGUGACAUCACUUCUGACUUACAUUGUCAAGGGAUGCUUGGUUUGUGUCUUGACUGGGACACUAACUAUCCUGACUGAUAUUAUCCUUAAUUUUACCCAGUCCCUCAAAACAAAUUCUAGGAUAUAGUCCUGAAGUAUGCCAUGCCCACUUUCUUUGAAAUCCUUUCCAAUUCAUCAUUUGUUAAUCUUCAUCUCAUUUGACACUAUGUUGUCAGAUUUGCUGACAGCAUCUGUAAAUAAUCCAUAUAAGAAUAAGCUUACAGAAUUUUGUACAGAUAGACCAUUUUUUAUCUUGAGGAUGUUGCCAAACUCUGUAUAAUUGGCACCGUUACUGUUGUACCCUUUCUCUACAAGAAGGGAACAAAUGAAUUUCUGAUUUAAAGCAGCGGAUCCAAAACACACAUACACAGUAUGUGAGGGUGGCCUGAGUAAGGCCUUAAGGCUGUAAAGACCUUGGGAAACAUAUGUCAUCAUUAUAUUCUUCAAUUCACAAAUUCAGAAUUUGAGGUUUUUAACACUAAUUUCUGGAUGAGAGGCAGUGUAAUUUGAUACACACCUACCAAACUGCUUGACAUCACAUUCAGAAUAUUGUGAUCCUAAUUUAGAGAUGGAUUCUAUGUUUAUUUAAUUUGUUUCGUAUAGUUGUAAGAUCUGAACCUUCAGUUGAUUAUAACUGAAUUGGUUAUUUCUAUAAGGGAAGGUAUCCAUGUUUCAGCUAUCAGAAGCAUUUCACUUUCCAGCUAACAGAUUCAGUUAUCCUCAUAACAUGUUUGAUCUUCAUCCUGAAAACAUUACUUUGAACAAUUUUUUAAAGUUAAUUUUUCUUGUGUUUUGUUACAAAUACUAAGCAGAUUGGUUUAGUGGCAACACUCCAGACUUGCAUUUUGGAGGUGCUUGGUUUGAAUGUUACCUGGAAAACAGUUAUCCUGAGGUUUUUCACGGUUUUCCUCAAUCCUUCAAGACCUUGAUUAGGUCACAACAGGCUCCUUCCAGUUCCUUUCCAAUUCAUCCUGCUGUGUGACGCUAUAUGGUUUGAGAUGCUGACAGCACCAUUAAAUAAGCCACAGAGGAAUGUCUGCAAAUUAAUGGUUUGGUAGAUUUUAAUGUCUCCUUGCCACAUCUUUCCAUUAAAAAUUAAGGAUGUAAGACUGUAUUCUUCUGAAAUAUCUUUUAUCUUGCUUUUUUCCACAGGAAGGGCUUAUGGCUAAAUGUAUAAAAAUUGUUUGGUCUGCCCUCAUAUUUGAAGCCUGUCAUUCAUAUAAUUACACCUUUUAUACUUGAUUAUUUUUCUUAUGUUAUAAUAUUUUUUACACUAUAAUAAGCAAUGUUCUAUAACAGCAUUACAUAAACUGUGGUUCCCAUAUCUGUAGAGAUACCAUAGUCGCUUGCCAGGGGACACAAAAGUCCUCAUUUUCAGCAUUAUCAUUGCACUGUUUUCUGUGGGUACUGUUUUUAUUUUGAAUCAAGUCAGAAGAAGCUUGUACAUAUGCCAGAUAUGAAGGUGAUUGCUGUUCAUGUAUAUUAUGACAGCAAUAAAAAUUAAGUUGUGAGUUUUCCAAAUUUUUCUUCUCUCUGGGAUCCAGGCAUCUGUUUACCUGUUUCAGCAAAAUUUGAAAGUUUUAAAACCAUUGUUCUAAAAUACUAACAAGUCUCCAAGCAGGAUGGGUCAGUGGCCAUGAUCUAGACUUGUGUCCAGGAGUUACUCGACCAGAACAUUAGCUAUUGUGAUUGAGGAUUCUUUUUACUUGAGUGGUUUUCCUCAGUCCCUCCAGGCAAAUUGUGGAACAGUACCCUGAUUCAUUGUCCAUCAUUUCAUCCUUCCAUUCAGUACUUACAGAGUAGCUACUGACAGCAUUAUAAAAUAUCCCAUAGAAAUAUUAAUAAAUCCAAUGUUUUCUUUCCAGAACUAUGAGAAAUAAUUUUAAAACUAAUUUCUGUGAAACAGUAAGGAGUCCCUUGAUCUCUGUAAACACAUUGGUCCAAAGUUCUAUCCGGUCGGAUUGGUCAUACUUUUCCCUGAUAAAUAUAUAUACACUCUGUUUUGCUUGCCUGAUUCUCAUUUUUAAAUCAUUAGGAAAUACUUCGCAGUAUCUUUGAUGAUAGAUAUUAUUCUAAUUACAAGAACUGUGAACUAAUUUUCCGGCUGAAAUGGCAUAUAAUGUAUUUAUAUCAUAGUUAGUUUACAUACAGAAUGUACCACUUAAAAUGCAGCCCAAACAACGGUUACAUACUGAGGUACAUGUAUAAAAUCAAAAGCUGUUCUCCCAGUUCGCUGAACUCUCCCAGCUUCCCUCGUGACGCUCCAGUCAACGUCAACCUGAUUGUUGCUGUCUUCAGUUGCCCAGACACUUUGCAGGUGUGAGCAUGGUGUACUCAUGGACAAAAUGUAUGUUCAGUCUUGAACAUUUCAUUGCACCGCAAUUGUUUACUGCCAUUUGUGAAGCCUUAGCAGUGCAUAUCCUGGCAAGGAAAUACGAAAUAAGACAACAUUGAUGUUGCAUGGAAACUUGCAUAUGCUGUUUUAGUUUUGGGGUGCAUUUUAAAUGAUACAGCCUGUAUAAUUCAGUAAUCUUUCAUGAUUGUAGUAUUAGUUUUUGCUGAAUAUGAAGUAGGUGGAUUUUUACCACCUUAAUUGUAGAAAAAUAGUUUGGUAGACUUUAUAUUUUUUGUCAGAGGACAUAACAAAAACUUAUGUAUACAUUCCUGCACACUAGAGUCAAUAUUAUGGAGCAAAAGUUGUGUGCCCCAUUAAAUUUCCCUAUUAGUCUCUAUUUCCUGUAAGGAGAAUGUUAAUGUUCAUGUGUAUAAUGACACCAAAAGCUUUUAAACUUGAAAGAAUAUAUAUUAUCUAUUUUUACCGUUGAAUAUGGAUGUAAUAAUUGUGUACUACUAGAAGUAGAAUCGAUCAUCUUGUUCUAAACAAACUAAUGGCCUUGCACUUACUCCCUUUGAGCAUUAUGUAGGAAAGCUUAUUUCCACAAAGUUUUUUUUUAUUAUUAUUUUCAGGAUCAUCAUAAUGUAUACUUCCUUACUCACAAAAUGUAAGAUACACAUGGGAUUUAACUCAUGUACCUCGUAGUUUCUUUGAAACCUUGUAUUGCCAAAACAGUAUAAAUGGUCCAGAAUACAUUGCAGAUCAAGUUUAACGUUAUUUGCCCAUGGAAUAAUGCAGUGUUUGAGGUCAUUUAUGUGGAUUUUGCUCAUCAUAGUAGGUAGAUACAUAACCACAUACCAGAGCAAAUGUAGAUGAAAGUUCAAUCAGGAUUUCUCAUUUUCUUUCCACUUAAUUGUGAAAAUAGAAUCUGCAUCUGGAACAGUGUGACUUUUAUAUAUAAAUAAGUACAAUAAUGGAUAAGCUCAAAGUGUAAAAAGGUGGAAAGAAAUUGAGACAGUAAUAGAGUUGCAGGACUUUAAACAGAGAAAGAUACCAGACAAAGCUCAAUUGAUUAAAUAUUUAAUUGAAGAAUAUAGUCUUCUGAGUUGUAACAGUGUGCAAUUUAGAGAGAACAUGGCAUUUCAGAGGAACCAACAGAAGCAAGCAGCAAGUUGAGAUAACUCAGCAUCUGCCCCAUCCCCCACUUCCACCACUUCUGCUGGUUUCUUGCUUGUCUUUCUCAGGGUCAGUAUGUUUCCCCAAACCUUGGGGUGCCUUCAAACUACGCUGUGUUACAACCCAGAAGAUAACACACCUCAAAGUCACUGCCAGAGGAGCCCCAAGUUCGGUGAAGAUUUAACUGACUGCAAUGUGUUGAGGACUUAAUGUAAUGUAUUAUUAUUAUUAUUAUUAUUAAUUAUUAUUAUUAUUAUUAUCAUCAGCAUCAUUAUCAUCAUUGUCAUCAUCUGACACAUUUUCAAUGCCUUGUAAGUAUAUGAUCAUUAUUAAAAGUAAUUACUAUAGAUGUAAAUUUACAUGAAUCCUUCACAUAAGAAAGAAAAAGGAUUGUACUACAAGUUGUAAUGUUAAUGUAAAAUGUAGUGUGCAUUGUUCAUGUUAUAAUUUAUUAGAUAUUAUUGUUAUUUUCAAAUGAAUCUCCAUCUGACUGCCUUGAAAACUUUUUUAAAAACUUCCUACUACUCUGUGAACUGUACAUAUGUAGAAGGUAGUGACAUCUGUGCUCAUCUGCUCAAUCUGAACCCUUACUCUUGUGAUAGAAUCUUAUAAUGAAGGAAUGAAUGUCGGAGAGGAAAAGUGACUUAAAAGCGUGUGACUGUUGCAAUAUUUUUGAGAGAUUUGAGUGCACCAAUCUGUGUGUGUGUGCGUGUGUUGGUGGUAUUUUCUUCUGUUCAUAAUGACCAAGUUUGACUACAUAAAUGUUCUAUUAAAGUAUAGGUACUAGUGUCAAUAGACGAAAUCAUGUUACUGAAUCACAGAAAAGGAACGAAGUAUUUAUAAUGAUAGUAAAUAGUAAUAUCCAUAAAUAGGAAGGCUACUGCGGGUAUUUAAUGUUAAUAGUUUUCAUUUGGGUACAAGACAAGAGUGUAAUAGCAUGUCAGCUGUGAAUUAACAUUAUUUUAUAUAGUACCUCUUUUAAGCCUUGAUCACAUCCUUUCAGAUUCAUUCUAAUUCGUCAUUCAUCAGCUGUUCUACCGUUCCAUGCUACAUAGUCUCACUAUUGAAAAUGUGUUAAGUAACUCCCUAAAAGAACAAUAUUUAUUGCAAUGUCAAUUAUUCUUACUAGGCCUUGUUGUUUAAAAUCUAAAAAUAUUUCUGUUCAUAUGAAUGUUGACAUGGGAGAGAAGUGCAUGAAAAUUUUUUAUAGGAAAGCCUAAAGGCCACUAGGAAGAUCUAGGUAUACAUGGAAAGCUAAUAUUAAAGUGGAUAAUACAGAAAUAGAAUGGGAGGGUGUGAACGAGAUUUGUCUGGCUCAAAAUAGGGAGUAGUGAUUCAUGCUCUUGUGAGUACAAUAGUGAACUUCCAUUGAAUGGCUGAGCAACUAUUAGCUCCCCAGAAUGGACUCUGCUCCGUGGAGUUAGCUAUUACUAAUUUUUUUUACAGUUUACAGAUUUUUUGGAAUACGUGCUAGCACUGUGAAAGUUAGCUGACACAUGCUGGACAUUUAGCAUCCUUUGAAUCUUAUUAUUCGAACACAGUGGUUUGGAAACUGGUUUUGUCUUUUUUGUCAGUUAAAAAUAGAUAUCUAUUCAGUUUGGCCUUUUGGAAAAGGUUAGUUUCAGUAGUUGUAGUCAGAGUUUCUUCUUCUUUUUCCUCUCCUUCUCCUCCGCUUAUAAGAUCAUUAACAUUUUAUAUGAGUCCGUGGUCAAAAAGUCUCAGUCUCUUUCCACCACACUCCUCUCUUCUUUCCAUCAUAUAGAACCUGGUUGAACCAUCUUUAUCUUUGUCUUCCUAUAUGGUUCUUUCCUUCAAAUCUUAAUCCUAAUGCCCUAUUCAGUAUGCUUGUCAUUUCCUUUCCCCUUACAUGGCCAAACUAUUGUAAUCGUUUCUCUUCCAACUCAGUUAACAAAUUCUGAACUCCAGCAUCUACAGGAAUUUAAUUUCUAAUUUUAUUCAGUCAUGUUUCCUCCUUAGUACUUUUAAAAAAUUCCAUACUCAUUUCUUGAAUUUUGCUUUUGUUUCUCAUUGUAAGGAUCCAUGUUACAGUGUUAUAUGUGAUUACCGGUUUGAAAUAUUUUGUAUAGAGUGCUGUUAUGGGUUAUUUCUUGUUCCAUAAUGAUUCAUAUACAUUUUGAGAAAAUUUUUAACUAUUUUGUAUUCUUCUGGUGAUCUCCAUGAAUUUUCCUUCCUGAAUUUAUUUCAUUUCCCAAAUCAAUAAAUAUUACCAUCUCUUGAAUAAUUGCAUCAUUAGGGUUUAUUCUGAUGCUUCUGUCUAGGUUAUUGGAAACUGCAUGGUGAUUGUCUUCUCCAUAUCAAUUUUGUCAGUGUUCCAUUAUGAUAAGAUUACAUCUAGUCAAGGUAUAUAAAUUGUAAAUGUCAAACAAUGACUUUACUUCAAAUUAAACCAAAACCUAUGAAGAGAAUUAUGAAAGGUGGCAGAAGCGAGUUCAAAUUUGGUAAUAAUUAUGUAGUAAGCUUACUAAAAGAUUGAAACCCAGUGAUCAUGAAACAUAACCAUGAGCUAAUGAAAAAUGAAAGUAUGAUAAAAUGUCAAUGAAAUUUAACCUAUAAGGCAAACAAAACAUCCUCAUUAUCCCUUUUCCAUUAAGCAUUUCAGACCUAUAAACAGCUGACUAGCAGCUGCUCACUUCUCUGUGGUCAUAUAGACUGAUAUCAUUAUAAAUUAUUGUAGUGUUGUAUUCUGUACCAGGGGUGGAAAUGGCUUUUCAGAACUGAUAGAUGCUCCAGAUCAUAAGAAAAACCCAGGGAAAUGACAAACACAUAUUAAAUCAAAAUUAUUGUAAUGUAGGCUCAUAAGGUGAGAACAGCUUCUUCAGAAUGAAGCACUCUGGAUCAAAGCAGAUGGCAUCAACUCCCAUUUCCAGCCCUGCUAUCUACUGUCUUAAUUAGCAAACACUGAUAUAAUGCAGUAUUAUAAAAGCAGUUGGAAGUCCAGUUAGAAAGUUGUCUCUGUAAUUUGAUUAUCAUCUUGUAGAUAUGUCUCAGAAGAUAAUUAUAAUGUGUUGCAUACUUUAAAACAUACAGCAUGUGUGGCAAAGAUAUAUAAAUGGCCAAAAUGCUAGAACUUUUGGACGAACUUUAGUUAGAGACAAGGUAUAGCUCUUUGCCAUUUCAGUGUUCCCAUACUUCAGGCUUAAGAGUUACCUGAAUGUAUGUUAAAACCAAUGGGUAAGACUUUGUACUGCUGGGUUUCUGGACUUUUGCCUAUCAUCUAGCAUUCUGAACACAGUGGACUUGGUUUGUUGGCUGGGUUUCUUACAUAAAAGUUCCAUCUCCUUUUCCAUCAUAGUUUCAGGUGUGUCCAUACUUGCUUUAUCACAGUUUUUAUUGUACAGUUUAUCUGUUGUCUCCCAUUGAGAAAACCUGGCCUCAGGUAUUUACAUAGCUGUAGUUAUACUGACAUAUAUUGUCCAGUGAUUGAGGUUAGCUCUUUUAAAGGGACACCCAACAAAGUAGUUGUCUUCCCCUUCCCUGAGGACAGAAACAGAUUCAGUUACUGAAACACUGUGUUCUCUAGUUUUUAGAAUACUGGAUGAUGGACAAAGUCCAAAAAACCAGCAAUUCAGUGUGUAAUGUUUCUAAAACUAAACAUGUUUCCUUUCUCCAGUGAAAAGGUUUGGACCCUGGUCCAACAACUGAGCUCACCUGUCUGUAACUAAUUGCACUGAGUAGGUGCCUCGCCACUUUUCGUAUGAGAAAUGAAACAGCCAGUUUCAGAAACAUGUUCUGGUCAGAAUACCGGACAGGCAAGGACCAGAAAUGCAUUCGUCCUAAGUGUGGUUUACCAUAAUCAGAGCCAUUUAGAAAUGAACUGGAAAGAUCUGGGAUGUCAAUGAAUUUUUAGCAGAUUUAAUUAUAUAUUUAAAUGGGAAUGAAGCUCCCAGAAUGGCAGUACGAAUGUGAAAUUGUUUAUCAAUUCUAAUCUACUCAUGUGUGUAUUGUUUUCAAAAGUAUCAGUAAGGAUGUUAAAUUAGAAUUCCUACUGCCAUGCAAUGUACCAUAUUAAGCACAGUAUGCACACUUAAAAUACUGAAAUAUACAUAGUAAUUAAAUUCUCUUUAUCUGCUUUUAGAGAUUAGUUGACAAUUCUGAACCAUCAUGUAUGGAAGUAUGAACUUUAAAAUUUGAUUAGUAUGAAAAUACAGGAUGCUGUAUGAGUUUUUUUACAUAAUCUGAUAAUAAGAGUAAGUACUGCUUAAGAUUUGAGGUUUUUAUGGCUAUGAAGAUUACAGUCUUCUGGGAUGUGACAUCAUAUACCCUGUAGAUGAAAGCAGGAACUUACUGUGAAACAUGUGUAAUAAACUACUUAACUGCAUAGCAUCAUGUCACAGAACACAGUAGUCUUCAAAAUCAAGCAUAUUCUUCUCGCCAACCAGAUAUUAGCUACUGAUUGGUUCUUUCUUUGUACCAGGGGUGGAAAUGGAUUUUCGGAACUACAGGGAUGCUAAUGUUUGGAACUAGAUAGACACUGCAUUUCAGUAGAAAAGCCUGGGAGAAUUACCAACACCUACUAACAGAAAUUAUUGUAAUGUAGGCUCAUGAAUUUGUUCCUACAUAUAUCGUUUGAAAUUAGAGUUAGGGUGUCUAAAGGUGCUGGAAAUAGUUUCCUCAAAAUGAAGCUUUUUGAAACUAAGUGGACUGUGGCUAUCCCAAUUUCCAGCCCUGCUUUGCACCUUUGGUCAUCAAAUGUUUCAUGACUCAGUAAUAAUACUUACUAACCUUCUAAAUCAAAUACGAAUAUGUGAUUUGCAAAGAAUGAAGGAGAAAUGACUCCAGCAGAAAUGAAAUUUGUCAUUGAUAUGAUAUAAAUAAGCAGUUAAACACUCAGCUACCUUUAAACCUGCAGCUGAAACAGAGUCAGUUAAAAGUGUGAAUUGUUUUAUACGCUUUCACUUACGUUUGAAAUGUAUUUAAUAUCUCUUGUCUAUAUUUCCAUCUCUUAAUACCUUGAAUACAGCAAUAAAUUAAUAAUUAAGG
Molecule: messenger RNA, 15836 nt
Organism: Cryptotermes secundus
Lineage: Eukaryota; Metazoa; Arthropoda; Insecta; Blattodea; Kalotermitidae
Gene: rdgA
Product: eye-specific diacylglycerol kinase
Exons: 21
Coding region: 532-4386 (1284 amino acids)
Biological process (GO): intracellular signal transduction; lipid phosphorylation; diacylglycerol metabolic process
Molecular function (GO): protein binding; ATP-dependent diacylglycerol kinase activity
Source: RefSeq, a predicted model, not a curated record